Molecule: messenger RNA, 419 nt
Organism: Entrophospora sp. SA101
Lineage: Eukaryota; Fungi; Glomeromycota; Glomeromycetes; Entrophosporales; Entrophosporaceae
Source: the annotation of a GenBank genome assembly
GAUUGAAUAAUGCAACAAAUAUAAAAUAUCUUAGAGCUGCAGUAAUUCAAAAACAUCCUGAGGCUUUUACCAACCUCAUAGACAAAAAAAUUCUGAAGGCUGAAAAGAUGACCAAGUCUGUACAAAAUCGGAUGAAAAGAAAAGGGGGGUUAAUUGUAAAAGAAAUAAUUAAUUCAGAUGGUGGUACUUCAUCACACAAACUUACAGAUGUAAAGUCUGGAGUAAUGGUUGAUGUUGAUGGUCUAGAAAUAGAUAAAGAUACUGCACAAGGCUUAUUGGUUGGUUAUGUUGAAUAUAGACAGAAAUAUUACCAGACAAAUAAAAAAUUAAAACAGGCUAAAGAAACUGUGAUUAGAGCUCACAAAACCACCAACAAAAAUGAUGAUGAUCUGAUAGAACAAGAAUAUAUUGAUGCUGCU